Molecule: messenger RNA, 1113 nt
Organism: Fusarium falciforme
Lineage: Eukaryota; Fungi; Ascomycota; Sordariomycetes; Hypocreales; Nectriaceae
Exons: 2
Coding region: 1-1113 (370 amino acids)
Source: RefSeq, a predicted model, not a curated record
AUGUCUUUCAAGUCCGCUGCUGCUCUUGUUGGCGCUUUCGCCGCCACAGCCCUCGCCCACGGCACUGUCACCGGUAUCAAGGUUGACGGCACCUACUACGGUGGUUACAAGCUUGACUACUACUACGCCAAGCAGAACGGUGGCAAUGUUCCCGAGAUUGCUGCCUGGUCUGCUGAGAACCUCGACAACGGCUUUGUCGCCCCCGAUGCCUAUGGCACCGUCGACAUCAACUGCCACAAGAACAGCGCCCCCGGUGCUACCUCUGUCUCCGUCAAGGCUGGCGGUGAAGUGGCUUUUGAAUGGUCGGCAUGGCCCGAGAGCCACUUCGGUCCUGUCUUCACCUACGUCGCCAAGUGCGCCGGUGAAUGCUCCGCCGCUGACCCUUCUACCUUGAAGUGGGUCAAGAUCGACGAGGGCGGUAUCGAUAUCGCUGCUCAGAAGUGGGCUGCCACUGAUCUCAUCGAGAACAACAACACCUGGGUCACCACCGUCCCUACCACCCUCGCCUCCGGCAACUACGUCUUCCGUCACGAGAUCAUUGCCAUGCACGGUGCUGGAGAGGCCAACGGCGCCCAGAACUACCCCCAGUGCUUCAACAUUGAGAUCACUGGCGGCGGCUCUGACAACCCCGAGGGUGUCUUGGGUACUGAGCUGUACUCUGCCACCGACGCUGGCAUCAAGUUCAACCCCUAUGGCGAGAUCAAGAGCUACGAGAUCCCCGGCCCCGCUCUGUACGGUUCCGGCUCUGGUUCCGGCUCUGGUUCCGGCAGCCCUACCAGCGCUGCUCCCGCCAUCCCUGCCAACACCACCGUCGCCUCCCCCGUUGUCCCCGCUCCCGAGACCCCUAUCUCUGCUCCUACCAGCCUCGUCACCUCCGCCAUCGUCCCCGCUGAGCCCACUGCCACCUCCGUCCAGGGCAACGCCGCUAGCUCGGCUGCCCCCGAGGCUCCCGUCGCCACUCAGCCCGCCUCUGAGCCCUCCGAGCCGACUGAGCCUUCCACUGGCAGCGGCUCUGAGCUCCCCGAGACCUUCACCCUUGACACCUUCAUUGACUGGCUCCGCGCCAACGCCGGCUCCAAGAAGGCCCGCCGCCACGCCCGUGCCUUCUUCUAA